Messenger RNA from Colletotrichum gloeosporioides, 756 nucleotides. Its product is annotated as Required for respiratory growth protein 9. NCBI's taxonomy places the organism in Eukaryota, Fungi, Ascomycota, Sordariomycetes, Glomerellales, Glomerellaceae. Bases 1 to 756 code for a protein of 251 amino acids. The record is from RefSeq and is a predicted model, not a curated record. Gene Ontology annotation, cellular component: nucleus. The transcript has a single exon.
AUGGCGCAGCUGCACGUCUCCGAACCCGCCGCCGCAGCGAGAAUACCCAAGCAUAUCAGCAACAACCUCCCCAGAUUCCAAACCAUCCCGAGAUCCUCAUUCAGCACUACGCUCCCAAGGCGACGCGCCUCGUUCAACAAUGUAUGGGAUGCGAAAAAGGCGAAAGCCGAACAAGCCGCAAAAGCAACGCAAACAUCCUCCGAUGAAAGAAGCAACAUCAACCGUCCAAGGAAACCACGUCCCAGGCGACCGACCAACGACGAAGACGGCAGCGAUCUGAACCCUCAAGAGCGGGAGCGCAAACACCAGCGUGAGCACUGGCAAAUCCAGAAAGAGGCCCUCAAAGAAAAGUUUCCCGAGGGCUGGAACCCGCGAAAGCGCCUGUCGCCGGACGCCAUCGCCGGCAUCAAGGCACUCCACGCGCAGUCCCCCGAGGAGUACACGACGACGAAGCUGUCGAGCAUGUUCGAGGUGUCGCCCGAGGCGAUCCGCAGGAUACUGAGGAGCAAGUGGCAGGCGUCGCCCGAGGAGGAGCAGGACAGGCAGGAGAGGUGGUUUCGCCGCGGCGUGAGCGUUUGGUCGAGGUACGCGGAGAUGGGCGUGAAGCCGCCGCGCAAGUGGCGGAGGGAGGGUGUUGCUAGGGACCCGGCGUAUCACGACAGGCGGAAGGCGGCGAUUGAGAAGAGAAAGGAGGAAGAGGCGGCGGAGGAUAAGGGAGAGAAGCUGCAGCGGAAGCUGGGGGGCAGCAUCAUGUGA